Molecule: messenger RNA, 1259 nt
Organism: Paramecium sonneborni
Lineage: Eukaryota; Ciliophora; Oligohymenophorea; Peniculida; Parameciidae
Source: the annotation of a GenBank genome assembly
AUGAAUACAAAAACUAUAUCAACAAGAUAACCAUUAUCAUAAAUUGAUUUUAAUCAAGAUUUAGAUAAUUUUCGUACAACACCUAAACAUAAAUAAUUCAAAACUGCUAUUACUCUUAAUAGUGAUUAUAAAAAUAAUCAAAUUUACAAUGUUCAAUUCAAAGUCAAAUAAUAGAAUCAAACAAUUGAUUAAUCGACUAACAAUAAUAUUAAUAAUAAUAAUGCAAGUAGACUAAAUGAAAACAAUGCUAUUUUCAUGUCUCCUGCUCCCCUUCGUAGGAAUACAUAAUUUCAAAUAUAAUAGUAAUAAUAGUAAUAAAUUACUUCACCUUUAUAAAAGAAUUAUAGUUAGAAACACUUUUAAGCAAAUUCUCCAAUUACUAAACCUAAUAUAUAAUUUAGAGGAAUAUCAUAAUAACCAAUAAAUUAAAAUGUUUCACAUACUACAACUUAAAAGUUAUAGUCUGAUGUUGAAAUUCUUAAGAAUUAGAAUCAUGCAUUAUAAUAAUAAAUAUUUUAAUUAGAAUCUAAUAUAUAAAGAGGGAAUAGUACUUAAUUCAUUAAGGAAUUGGAAAACAAGAUUUAAAUGCUUUAAAAAUUGAAUGAAAAAUUAAAUUAAGAUAAUCAACAAUUAUUAAAAAUAAGUAAUGUUGAAUAACUUACUUAAGAGAGGGAUUUAUAAUCUAAAAAAUUAUAAGAAUUGGAGAGUUAAUAUGAGAAUUUGUUAAAAUAAUUUGAAUAAUUUGAUUGUAAGAAAUGGAAAGAAUUAGAAUAAAUGAAUCAAGAAAACAAGAUAGAAAAAUUGGUAAUGGAUUUAGAAGAUAAGAUUACAGGUUUAAUAAUAGAGAAUGAGAAAUUGAAUUAAUAGAUUUAAGAAGAAAUGAAAUUAGAUUAGAAAGUGGAAUAAUUAUAGUUAGAAUUGCAAUAAUAAUAGAUUGCAUAUUAGAAAUUGAAACAUGAAGAAGUUUAAUAUAGAUUUAGAUAUGAUACAGCAAAUUAUGAUGAGAAAGUAAGUAGGAGAGAAAAGCCAAAUGAUAAUAAAGAGAAAGUGAUUGAGAAUGUAAUAUAUUGAAAUAAAUUAGAUAAAAAUAUUAGAAGAAGAGAAUAUAAAAUUAAGAGAAUUAUUGAGAGAAAUAGAUUAUGAUGAGGAAAUAAAAGAUUUAGAAGAUAGGGUAAAUUAUAAUAUAUUUAACAUAAUAUUAGAUUCGUGUAAUAGCAUAGGAUAAUAGAAAAUUAGAGAUGUAAUUAUUACAUAAAUGA